AUGCUCUGCUGCUGUGCUAAAUCGGAGAGCAACAAGAAGUAUGCUGAGCUGGACGCGAAGCUUGAACGGAAAAUGGUGGAGAGCCGGAGGAAUUAUCCGGGACACCGGAGUUUAAAGUCCAUGGAUUCGAUAAUCAUGAAGUUUCCUAAGCUCAGAGAAGGAUUAAGAAACAUCAGAAGCGUUUUCGAAUCCUACGAUGGUGAUGGAAACGGAACAAUCGACAUGGAAGAGCUGAAGAAAUGCUUAGAGGAACUAAAGCUGAGUUUGUCGGAGGAAGAAGUGAAAGGUUUAUACGGAUGGUGUGAUGUUGAUGGAAGCAAAGGGAUACAGUUUAAUGAGUUUAUUGUCCUUCUCUGUCUCGUUUAUCUUCUUUCAAAACCUUCCUCUGAAUCUAGCUCGGAAUCUAGAGAGAUGGGUCCAAAGUUGGUUGAAUCUAUAUUUGAUCCGAUAGUGGAAGUGUUCUUGUUCUUGGACAAAGAUGGUAAAGGGAAACUGAACAAGGCUGAUGUGAUAAAGACAUUGAACAACGAAGACUAUCCUCUGGAGAGAUCUCCUUCACAUGUCACCAACAUGAGAUUCGAAGAAAUGGAUUGGGGAAGAAAAGGGAAAGUGGGUUUUAGGGAGUUUCUAUUUGCUUUCAUGAGUUGGGUUGGUCUUGACGAUGAUGACGCAGAGAGCAGCUAA
Messenger RNA from Microthlaspi erraticum, 684 nucleotides. The record is from the annotation of a GenBank genome assembly. NCBI's taxonomy places the organism in Eukaryota, Viridiplantae, Streptophyta, Magnoliopsida, Brassicales, Brassicaceae.